AUGUCUACCGCCAACGAUAAUCCCUCCCCGCCCUUUACGGCCGAUGGGGUGAGCAAGCGCAAACAAGGGUCGGCUGCCUGUGUCCAUUGUCACCGCCGCAAGGUCCGCUGCGAUGCUCGUGUUGUCGGUCUUCCCUGUACAAACUGUCGCUCUUCUGGAAAGACCGAUUGUCGCAUCCAUGAGAAGAAAAAGCGGCUGGCUGUCAGGUCGAUUCUAGACCCCGUUCCGAUCCGAUCUCGGCCUCUCCCGACCCCAGAGAGUGUCGUGAAUCCGCCCUCGACAGCUGGCACACCAAUACCUACCAGCUUUGCGACAGCCUUUUCGGCUGAGACCGCCAAUUCGGGUCUGGGGAAUACUCGGCAUCAUGACUUUCAAUCAAAUUCUGGCUCAGACUCGUUUGGGCGCCAUGGCCCAGACUUGUCGCAUGCUCACGAAGCCCAUUCGGAAAUGGAGCAGCACCUUGUGAAACUCAUCGAUGAAGACGAUUCCGGUCGACGGGAAAUUCAAAGGGGCGUGCGCGCAUUCUACGUCGGUCACGAACACUCCAACAUGUCAUUCCUGAUUCGUCAACAGCGAGACCAAGCCGACAAUGUCUAUCACUUUGCCAGCAACGAAAUACCUCGGCGGCAAAUGAAGACGGGUCAUGAUCAGCUGCUGAUGGAUGCGCUUACUCUUCCCGAGCCUGCACUGGCAGACGAACUGGUCCAGGCGUACUUCACCUACGUGAACCCAGGCUAUCCAAUCGUCGAUGAAGACUUGUUCAUGACACAAUAUCGCAACCGGGAUCCCGCCGAUCCUCCGCCUAUCUUGUUGCUUCAAGCUAUUCUCUUGGUCGGAACACACGUGUCUCGGCCCAAGGCAGAGCGCGACACCUUGAAAGAUAUCUUCUUCCGUCGUACGAAGUAUCUAUUUGACAAUCGCAUCGAACGGAAUCGCGACAUUCUCGUUCAGGUGGCUCUGCUUUUGACGUGGCAUUCGGAUCGAGCCGACGAUGAUGUUGCUGCGGAUGCCCACUUCUGGGUCGGUGUGGCCGCGCGAAUUGCUACCGGACUCGGAAUGCAUCGAAAUCCCGUCUCGAGCAGUUUUGUUACCCGUGAUCGGCGAAUGUGGAGACGUCUCUGGUUCAUUAUCGUCCAAUACGAUGUUCUGGUAUCACUCUCCUACGGACGGCCCCAGGCGAUUAACCUGGAUGAUUCAGACGUCUCCCCAUUAACCCUGGCGGAUUUUGAAAAUUGCGGUCCACAUGUGCAAUCUGAAUUUGUCAUUCACUUCACGGAGUUAUGCACCAUGAUCUCGUAUUUGAUCAGAGAUCGAUUCGGCCUUCGAGCUACGGACGAACGUCGCAAAGCAGUCUUGCAGGAGGCCGAUGAAUCCCUCGCAAAUUGGUCUCUGAAAUUACCGGAUAAUUUGCGCCUUCGAGCCUCUGAUAUGGACCCCUGGUCGGCCAUGCUCCACUUGACCUACAACAAUUUCCUCAUCCUACUCCAUCGACCCCAUCCCAGAGCGUCUGCUUACUCCGACGACUAUGGCCCCCACGAUGCCGAAAUCUGCAGUGCCGCUGCCAGUGUCAUCGCAUCUAUCUUUGAGGAGCUGCGGUUACACGAUCGUUUGAGGUUCCUCUGGUACACCGGCGUUCACACCUUGUUCACGGCCAUGAUCCAAGUCCGCGUGGAGCUUCGAUUCUCAAAUCCGGUGUUGGCGAUCAAUGCCUUACGGCGUUUCGAUUCAGCAACCUACAGCUUGCGCGAACUGGCAGCAUAUUGGGUCCAUGCGGGCACGAUACUCCGUCUUUUCGAAGACUCGAAACGAUUGAAGGAAGACUUGCGCUUGGCAACCGCUGGUGGGUCGAAACCAUAUGCUACCACUCAAGCACACUCGGCGGCUCCCCCUCCGCCGCCACCACCACCACCUCCACCCCACCCUCCUAUCAAGGCACUGCAGGUCACAUCUCCCGCGCCUGCGCCUACCAUGCACCAUUCGCGACAGAUGUCGUAUGGUGUAGGGACUCCGGACUCGGCACGUUCGCAGCAGACCACAAUGUCGCCCCAGGCCAAUCCAGGAUUCGAGAAUUGGAUCACUGCACCUCUGAGGCUCAAUGUAGGACCUUUGGAGCGAAACGAUCCGUACUCGACCGCCAUGCAGGUCGAUCAAAUGGACUCGUCUCGUGAUUAUCCGGAUUGGCGCCAGCUCUUCUCCUUUACAGAUUCAGAUCUGCCUGUUCCCAUGGCGAUGGACGGUCUCAUGGAACUUGAGGAUGAAUGGCGGCAAAUCUACUGGCAAGACGCUCCGAUGACAGACCUCAUGCCUGAUAGUGGCUGGAUGCAUGGAGUAUAG
Penicillium oxalicum is the source of this 2334-nucleotide messenger RNA. Its product is annotated as Acetamidase regulatory protein. Gene Ontology annotation, molecular function: DNA binding; zinc ion binding; DNA-binding transcription factor activity, RNA polymerase II-specific. The transcript is spliced from 3 exons. The record is from RefSeq and is a predicted model, not a curated record. The coding region runs from base 1 to 2334 and encodes 777 amino acids. NCBI's taxonomy places the organism in Eukaryota, Fungi, Ascomycota, Eurotiomycetes, Eurotiales, Aspergillaceae. Gene Ontology annotation, biological process: regulation of DNA-templated transcription; DNA-templated transcription.